Parnassius apollo (apollo) is the source of this 999-nucleotide messenger RNA. The record is from the annotation of a GenBank genome assembly. Lineage: Eukaryota; Metazoa; Arthropoda; Insecta; Lepidoptera; Papilionidae.
UUGAAUCGAAGUUAUCAUUGUCUAGAUAUAUCUCAAAGAGAUUCCAAAAUGAAACAUUCGAAAUUACUUAUUGUUCUUCUUCUGGCUGGUGCCAUUAAUGCCAAUCCCGUCUCUAAAGAAAGUGAUGAAGACGAAAAAAUUACACUUACCGAAGACUUUUAUUUUAAAAAAUUUAUAGUAUACAACGCUAAACAUGACGUUGUAAACAUUCUUGUACCAACGAACUCCUUGAACUUCGACGACAACGAUGAAUUAAAUAUGGAAACCUUUGAUAAGAAUAUUAUAUUGUUCAUCGUUGAAGCUGAUGUCGACGCGGCUGGUAAUAGAGUGGACAAAGGCCUAUACGUUUACAAGAAUGGGGAGGCUACAAAACUUUUGGAAAAUGGACGUGACGCUGCUGCGAGUAGCGAUGACAGCACUGAUGUGUUCUUUGGAGCAAAAGACGGUAUUUACGUGUAUGAUAACAAAGAAAACAAAGCAGUCAAAUACGGCUCUGUGACUGAUGAUAUUAUUGCAAUCGCUAAAGAAAACGCUACUGACGUAAUCUAUUAUCUAAAUAAAGAUCACGAAUUGUAUAAAGUCACUGAUAACGGCCAAAAGAGUGUUAAAAUAGACGACGUAGUAGGAGCUCAAGAAAUAGUUUUGGAUACGGCCAACAAUAUAUAUUUUGAUACUGAAGAUAAACAAGUAUAUGUUGUCAACGAAAACGGUGUGAAGAAAAUUACAGAUAAUGCAUUUUAUGUAAUUUAUUCAAAUGGAACAAGCGAGCUUACUGAUUUCGAGAUUACCUCUGAAGCCAAACCAUCUGCUUAUGCUAUGGAAGCCACCUUUGUUCAGUUCUAUGCGUUUCACAAAAAGAUUUACAAAUACAACUUAUUGGAAAUUCUUUCUGGCGGGUUCUUUGAAGUUUUGAAUAAAUUCCUCGAAGAAAACCAAGAAAUAAUUAUAAAUGCAACUCCUGUGAGCAAAAACAGUACCCGUAAGAUUAAAAAAACAUAA